AUGAAAGCAUUGAAAGUGGAUCACGAGGAACCCGCCAGCAUCGUUUCAGAGGAAGCCAUCAAUGUCCUCGGUUACGACCAGAGCGUCCAGCCUAGACCGGGCGAAACGAGAAAGGCGUUGCUCAAGGUGGACUUGCUGAUCUUGCCAUUCAUCGUUCUAUGUUUCUGCUUUCUCCAGUUUGACCGCACCAAUAUCGGCAAUGCCUUGACAAAUGGACUGGAAAAAGACCUCCGCAUAGGAAACUCGCAGGUCAACCUGGCGCAGACGUUGUUCACUACAGGCUUCAUCAUUACUGAACUCCCAUUCAAUGUGGUCAGUAGGUGGAUGGGCCCUGAGAGGUUUCUUCCAAUGACUAUGUUUGUCUGGGGCAUUGUUACUUGGUCGCAAAUCUUUAUCAAGAAUUCAUCAGGACUAUAUGCCGCUCGCUUUUUCCUGGGGGCUCUUGAGGGCGGUUACAUUCCAGGUUUUGCUCUUUACAUUUCAAGGUACUAUACCAACCAAGAACUCGCUCUCCGAUAUGCAAUAUUUUGGGCUUCAAAUAGCUUUGCUGGUAUCCUUGGCGGUCCACUUGCAAUCGGGCUCAUUUCGUUGGACGGACAAGGAGGAUUGCACGGUUGGCAAUGGCUAUUUCUUAUCGAGGGUUGCUUGACGUGUUUUCUCGGCGUGGUGGCCUAUGCAUAUCUCCCACAUAGUGCAGCGAAACCAAAGUCAUUCUUCGGGAAAUCGUACAACAUUUUCACUCAUCGAGAGGCGACGAUACUAAUCACGCGAAUUAUUAACAACGACCCAACUAAGAGUUUUCGAAAUGGGAAGCGAGUUUUACCCUCUCAUAUACUCGAAACGUUCAUGGACUGGCGACUAUAUGGACAUAUCGUGGCUGCCCUUCUGUCUAUGGUGAUGAUUUCGCCGAUGAACACUUAUGCACCCUCCAUCAUCAAAGAUCUCGGGUUCACGACCUUGCAAGCAAACGGAUUGAAUUCGGUUGGCAGUGCAUGCGCGUUGGUUUUUUCAAUAUCCUUGGCUUUCAGUAGCGAUAAAUUUCGCGAGCGUGGUUUUCAUAUCGCUGUGGGGUUUCUCUGGGGAUCGGCUGGAUUAUUAUGGCUGGCACUUGCGCCUCAGAAUGUUGGGAAGUGGGUUCUAUAUGGUGGCGUUGUGUGGACUCAAAUGGGAAUGGGAUCUGCUCAGGCAAUCAACGCAGCCUGGUUGACAGCCAAGAUGCAAGACCAUAAACGUCCUGUAGCCCUGGCUGCGUAUGUGAUGAGUAUCCAGCUUGCCAACUUCCCCGGAAAUGAGAUAUUUAGAACUCAAGAUGCUCCUCGAUAUAGUCGAGGGCUGAUCAUCGCCGCGUCCUGUGCUAUUGCUGCAACGGGUGUAAUUUUGGUUUGGAAAUUAUUGUACCGUCUUUUCGAUAAUGGUGAUGAUGGUGUUGAGGUCGACUAUGGAAUAGCUGUAUGA
Messenger RNA from Talaromyces rugulosus, 1455 nucleotides. RefSeq lists its product as uncharacterized. Bases 1 to 1455 code for a protein of 484 amino acids. The transcript has 4 exons. Gene Ontology annotation, biological process: transmembrane transport. NCBI's taxonomy places the organism in Eukaryota, Fungi, Ascomycota, Eurotiomycetes, Eurotiales, Trichocomaceae. The record is from RefSeq and is a predicted model, not a curated record. Gene Ontology annotation, molecular function: transmembrane transporter activity. Gene Ontology annotation, cellular component: membrane.